UCCAAACCAGAUUAACGUACUUAGCUUGUCAAGUGCACUAUGACGCAUUCACGAGAAAAGUGGCUUAUAAAAGCAGUUCACAACUCGACAGAGCUUCACACAAGUUGUUGGACGAGACAUCAAGACUUGCCUAUACAGGAAACCUUGGCUAGAAAAAACCUCGAAAUUGUCGCCAACAUUUUGAGUUCUAUACAACGUUCGCUACUUAUUGUCCGUACUCAGAAAUCAGAAUGACAUCAAUUCAGAUGUUAGUUUGUGUGGUGUUGCUCUUACAAACGGUUUGGGCAGCGACCAGAACAUCGACCGGAACAUCGAUCAGAACAUCAAGUCAGUCCUAUGGUCAGUCUCGAUGUGAACCGCUGAAAAUUAAGGUACGUUCUUCAUAAUCCUUUUUACAAAAUAUUAAGUGGACGCUAAGGGUAAAACACCAGUUGGAAUUUACGUCAACUCACUUCGCUUUUACUACAUCGGUCUCUAACGUUUACAGAAUUAGUCAGCCCUCUGGGUUCUAGUCAGUCCGCAACGCAAGACCUGCUGGUUAAGUUGCUCUAUUUUUUUGACAGUAAUGUGAAUUUUUUGCGCAUUUCAGCCACUUAUUAACAAAGCAUUCUAAACAUUUGCACCAUGUAGUUUAAAUUACGUGCGUGCUUUGCAACGCGUCGUUAACCGCGAAAUAGUGUCAAAUAAUUUUACUGGAAUUGAAUCCAACAUUAAAUAUUUACUUAAAGAUCUUUCCAUUAUCAUUGCGCUAAUUACAGUCGCAAUCCUUGCCUAGAAAACUUUUAUUUUAUAAACGCAGCCGAGCCUUCCCAGUUUGUUUGGUCAUUGCAUGCCGACUAGCUUUCUAAACCGGCGCCAAAUUUUAUAAGGCGCGCUUGUUAUAGAUUGCGGUUUCGUUGAUUGUCAUUUUGCGGUUUUUGAUGAGUCUGUAUAAACACUCUCUUAAAAUCUGCAUUAACUGUUAAAAUCGUCUAGCAAGUGUGUUGGUGGCAUAGUAAAGCAGCUGUGAUCGAGCUAUUUAAUGGACCUUAAGGCUUAACUGGACCUCUAGAAAGGGAUGAUCCUUACAGGACCUCUAGGGAGAAGAGUUUAAUUAGAACUGAUAGAGUAUAAAUAAAUAAAUAAAGAUAGUUUAGUUUAGUUUAUAGUUUCAGUUCAUAAAUAUCUUUACCAAACAACUCAAAAUCUAUAUUCGUUUCUUCUAGAUUUGCCAGAAACUCAACUACAACAAAACAGUGUUUCCAAACUUUGCAGGGCACCGAAGCCAAUGGGAAGCCAAUCAAUAUAUCUCAUCUUUUGUCCCACUCCUUAACUCCGGGUGUUCCCCAGAUCUGCUACACCUCAUCUGCUCAUAUUAUGCUCCGGUAAGUGAAAAAAAUAAUUUUACUCUCAACGUCUUUUCCCAUGCAAACUUAGAUCAUAGUCUGUCAAGAUAGGAUGGACAGAAGUCAUGUUAUUAUGUUUUUGCUUAAGUUUAUGUUAAUUUAUGCACAUGCAGUCAUGGUGACUUACACAGGGUUCGUAGUCUCCAAGACCAAAAAUAUUAAAGACUUUCAAAGAUUUUUUCUGCCUAUUUUCAAAGUCUUUUCAAAGACCUUUGAGAGCAAUCAGCUGUCGAAAAAUUGCGAGUGUAAGCACCAUUUUUACCAGGCAAUUAGUCCCGUCAAAUCACAUCCUAAAAUGCACCUUUUCGUCGAAAUUUGCGAAAAUCUUGCUUCAAUCAAUCUAUUUUAUCAGCUAGGAAAUCGUAUGAUCAAAUACUCACUAAAGAAUUUAAAGACGUUUAAAGACUUUCUUCGCUUUUUCACACAAUUCAAAGACUUUUUAAAGACCUUAAAGACCUGAAUUCAAAUUUAAAGACUUUCAAGGAUUAAAAAACUCAUUAAUAAUUCAUGAAGAAAACACAAAGAAAAAUCAUAAGCGUGUCGUAUCUGAAUAUGUGAUACAGAUUCAUGUUGAUUUACAUAAACUUUAACUUUGAUUUUCUCGGCUUAUACAACGUUUAUUUUUAAAAUUACUUCGCCAAUAAGCUCAUGAGAUGAGUCGUUUUUUCGCGUCCGUGUUGUAUCGGAUAUACAAACCCGAUACAACACGGCCGCUCAUGUUGUAAAUAGUACUUUCAAAGACCGCUACGAACCCUGCUACAUCAAUACACCACAGGUCUAAUAAUAGCAGGGAAGUCUGCGUGUAGUCUUGGUCUACCAAUGUCUAAGACUAAUGAAUGUUUCAAGCUUUCGCGCACUUAAACACCGGUUAUAGUUACAACACAAAAAAAGAGAUUAAUUGAUCAAACUUGAUAUCCUUAACAAAUAUACUGAUGGGUUAAUUUGUAUCUUGACAACAUGUUUCCUGUUAACCAGAAACUGUAAUAAGCUCUUCUAGCACUGAAAGUAGCACGUCAGCAAGUCACAACAACACACCACAGUGCGCUCUGUAUAUACUGGAGCAAAUAUUUCUGUCAUUCUGCCUAUGUGAAAAGUGAAGUCAAGGUGGCGGGCAUUGACGUCCAAAAGCUCCGAAGCUCGUAAACAGUUUAAUUCUAGUUUUUUCUAACGGACCGAAUCGCUAAACAAGUGUCAAGUUAUUAUUUUAUAAAACCAUAGAUUUAUUCUUUAAAUCGAAGUCAAAAUACGAUAUUUCGGCACAAUUCGUGCAGACCGCGAAAAAAGGGAGGCUUCACUUUUCAACGGGACUCAAGUUCUUACUCCAGACAUAAAUGGAGCUCAGUGCAGCAGAAUGUUGCGCUAUCCAGACAUAAAUUCGAGAGUUCUAAAUGAUAUUCUCUGUUGCUAGGUCUGCACAUCGUAUCGUAUAAUGGUCCAUCCUUGCCGCAGUUUAUGCAAGAGAGUGAGAGAUGAUUGUACUCCUACAAUAAUCAAACUCUACGGCAAAGCUGAUUGGCCGAAAGAAUUGGAUUGCAAAAAAUUUCCCAGAAGAAAGAAUGCGGUGUGUUUUGGACGGCCGCGCACACGCAAGAGCGCAAAGAGUCUCAACUUCUUUUAAAUUAUAACGAAUUUGCAUUCUCGUACAUAGAGCUUAUAGUAUUUUAUUGUAUGGUGUAGUAUAGUAUAGUAUUGGAAUAUACUAUGUAAGGCGAAAGAGAUACGUUCUAUAUUGUAUCGUAGAGACUCGAAAGGGGUGUGGCCAGUGCAGUGGCAAUAAUAAGAAAGUUUUUGGAUUGAUACAACUACAUGAGGAAUACAAGUAGAACUUCGACGUUUCGCUCGAACAGACCGCAAAGAGCCUUCGCUCGAAACGUCCAAGUUCUCCUUGUAUUUUUCAGGUAGUUGAAUAUCCCUGUCAAUCCAAAGCUAUCGUAGAGACUAACAAUCAUUCUUCACAACAGUGCAUGCAAAUGAUACGAACCUUAAAAAGACCCGAGCAUUACGAAUCGGGAGUUAGACACACAAUAGAUAGAAAAAUUAAAUUAUAGAGUAUUAUAUUAUUAUGCUACAGACUCAAAAGAGCUGCAUUCUUUCAAAGGCGCAACUAGAGACACACAUCAAAGGCAAAAGGAAUUGAACUCAAAAACUUCAGCAAUUCUGAUUUACAGUAAAGAGAUUUAGUAGCUUAAAUGUGAAUAUUAAUCGUAUUUUCUAAGGCAUUAUUAGAGAUCUAAUCAGCCAGCGCGCGUCUUUGCCAGCCAUUCCAUUCCCAAAAAUAUCAAGGAAAUAUUCUUAAAAUCGAUCGAUUUUCAGUUUUGAUUUUUGGGAAAAGUAUUUGAAGAACACCACGGUUCUACGCUCACAUUAUCAGAACAGUUGUGACUAGGCAUGCGAGGUCUCCUGAAAAUGUGAGAUGAGUCGUAAUUGGCACAGACAUGCGUUAAUUGAUGAGGUCUAUAUGGCAAGCCUGUCAAACUGCAUAGCAGUACAACUCUAAUUUUGGUAAAAAAAUUGUUGAAAUCUUUUAAAUUGCUUUAACUAGUACUGUACUUCGAAUAUUUAUAGCAAUUAAAAACUUAUCAAAACUUAUCAAUCGUGAGUUAUCUGUUGUUUAUAGUGUGUAGUUAGGAAAUCAAUUAUAGUCGCAUCAAUCGUCUACAACAACAGACCUUGAUAAUAAUAAUGAUAAUCAAAAGACAAGUGCCGCCUGAAUAGAACCUUAAUCCCCUUCUUUUUUUUCUCUCGUUAUACUUUACGAUAUGUUCCCAUUGACAUGAGUGAAUCGUAAGUGUUGUUUUCAUAGACAAUGUUUGCGGGCGUUCGUUUGAAGAAGCCGUCGUUCUGGACUAAUCUUGGUCUGUCUCAAUGCAGGGAAUGCGAAUAAAAAGAAAGCUGUGGAUUAAUAUAGGGAUGCAUGAACUACCUGGAAAAAUACAUAUUUUCUGGUAGUUGUAACAGGGUUCGUAUAGUCUCCAAGACCAAAAAUAUUCAAAGACUUUCAAAGAUUUUUUCUGCCUAUUUUCAAAGACUUUUCAAAGACCUUUGAGAGCAAUCAGCUGUCGAAAAAUUGCGAGUGUAUAAGCACCAUUCUUGCCCAGUAAUUAGUCCCGCCACAUCACAUCUAAAAUUGUACCUUUCCGUCGAUAUUUGCGAAAACCUUACUUGCUCUUCAAUCAAUCUAUUUUCUUAGCUAGGAAAUUGUAUAAUCAAAUACUUACUAAAGAAUUUUCAAGAUUUUUAAAGACUUUCUUCGCUUUUUCACAC
Paramuricea clavata is the source of this 4649-nucleotide messenger RNA. Lineage: Eukaryota; Metazoa; Cnidaria; Anthozoa; Malacalcyonacea; Plexauridae. The record is from the annotation of a GenBank genome assembly.